CUCUGUCUCCUGUGCUCACCAACUCUUAAGGUUAAACACAGGAGCUAUGGCGUCUACGUUUAGCGUUGCCGAUGAACGAGACAAGUAUUUCAAUGCACAAUCCACUGGUUCCACAAAUAAAAGUCAAGAUGGGGAAGAAAACACUGUGCCUACGUUUAUUAAAGACUUUAUCCAGCAGAAGCAAAAACUACUAGACGAUUUCGAGAGGACAUUCCUGCUGCCUACCAACUCAAGUGAUGCAAUAGCUUGCUUGGAAAAAUGUACAAUCGAUAUCAAAUGCGUCGCUACCCUUGUUUUGAAGGGCAGUGUGAAGCAUGUGAAAGAACAAUAUGAGGUGAAGCUUACGCCAAGAGAAACGAGUAAUCUCAAGAAACUGCCUAUCACUCCCCCAUCCAAGGACCAGACCAUGACCGUCGUCGAUAAGACAAAUGAUGCAAAGAAAGAGAAAAGUAAGGGCUCCCAUCUUCCUCUAUCAUCGACAAAUGAUGCAAAGAAAGAGAAAAGUGAGGGCUCCCUUCUUCCUCUAUCUCGUAUUCUUUGAACUUCAUUGUAGAUGAGUUUACUUCUAUGUUAAUGAAAGCUGUUGAUAUAAGUUUGAUCAAGGGAUUAUUAAUCCCUGAUAUAAUUCUUGAUGUACAGUUUUCAAUAUGCUGAUGAGAGCGUCAUGUUCCUUGAAAAUUAUAUUUGUACUGUUAGAAAUGUUGAAUGGUCACUUUCUUUGAACACUUAUUAGGAAAGAAAAUCAUUUUCCCGAAAGUGAUUUACUUGCCCAUAAUUGAGAUGACAAAGUGCACUUGAGUUUGCUUGCAUGAUUUUCUUGCAAAUUGAAAGAUUUUCAUUUUACAUAUUUGUGUACUCCUUUUCAUCUGAGUAAAUUGCCUAAAGAGGAACACCGAACUAUGGGAGAUAAACUAGAUUAAUGACUUUUAUCUUUCCACUUUGUUCUGGGACCUUUAUUCUAUUUAUAAUGAACACAACAUUAUUAUUUAUUGCGCUUGGUAUUAUAUAGCGGCACAAUGCACAUAUUGCACGAAGCCAGGACUCUGAAGCAGGAGAUUUCCGAUUUUAUGCCAUGCAAUUUUUUCUAGUUUAUGAGGAUACCAUCUCCUCUAUACUUUAUAUACGCCGGACUUGGGAUCGAAUCAAUACAAGAUAAAUAUUCCAAUUUUCUUCACUUGGGAUGCUACUGAUAUUGAAUAUAAUUCACAUUUAUGACAAGUGAUGAUAGGCAUAUGUUAGAUCAUUGGAACGAAUUGAUUCGGUUGAUUUUCUCUGUUCGGUCAUAUUAUUCAGAAGCAUUUUGACUCUUCAUUAUAGUAGUGUAUAUUCAACAAAAUGCACGAAUCGCAUUGUUAACAACACCGGUGUUAAACCGUCAUUUUGCCAUGCUCUCUGGUAUCUUAUGAUUCCUCCCAUGGUUUUAAAUAGUGCGCUAUAGCAUGCUAUAGCGUUUACAAGAGGUCUUGCGUUAAGGGACAUUGAUCAAAACACAUGAACAAAUAUUUUAAUAGCGCGCUAUAGCGUUUAGAAUAGGUCCUCCACUAAGAGGAUGAACACCUAUUUAAAACUAUGAUUCCUGCUAGGAUCAAGUAUUCUCGUGCUAGAUUGCCAUCAACCCAUUUCCAACUUGUUUAUUUUUCCUGGCAUAUGAAACCAUAGAUCAUCUCUUCUUUUGUUACAUUCUUGCAAAGAGGUGUGACAAAUAAUUAUUGAUAUGUUUAAUUUUCAUCUUAGUUCUUAUUUGUAGUCGAUUGCGCAAUUAUGGCUUCCUAACAAAAACAAAAGGACAUUGAACAUUUUCAUUUAUGGUGCUCUUUGGAGCACAUGGUCUUUAAGCAAUAAUAUGUGU
Molecule: messenger RNA, 1849 nt
Organism: Hordeum vulgare subsp. vulgare (domesticated barley)
Lineage: Eukaryota; Viridiplantae; Streptophyta; Magnoliopsida; Poales; Poaceae
Exons: 3
Coding region: 47-541 (164 amino acids)
Source: RefSeq, a predicted model, not a curated record